GUCAACUAGUCAAGUAGAGUGAAUUCUUUUGAUUUUUUAAAUGUCAGCUCACUGACAGAUAAAUUGACAGCCGUCAAUUGACCGAUACCCUUGGAGAGUUUAUCUCCAAUUGCUCAAUUAAUUAUCAAUUAGUAUAUACACUACGAAGAGUUUCCAACUUGCCAAAGAAAAAUAAUGAGAAUUAAAACGUCAGAGCAUAGUUGCGGUAGUAGAACAUAACCUCUCGUGCCCCAAUGAUCGUGCGCUUCGAACAUAGUGACAGAAUUACCGUAAGGUUCAGUGACGCCAAUUGACUUCGGAUUCACAGACAUGAUUAAAGCGAUCCUGGUCUUUAAUAAUCAUGGGAAACCUCGUCUCUCCAAGUUUUAUCAGUACUUUAACGAAGAUAUGCAGCAGCAGAUAAUAAAAGAGACAUUUCAGCUUGUCUCGAAGAGAGACGACAACGUGUGCAAUUUCUUGGAGGGUGGUAGCCUGAUUGGCGGAUCUGACUACAAGCUGAUCUACCGACACUAUGCAACGCUUUACUUUGUAUUCUGCGUCGAUAGCUCAGAAUCAGAGCUGGGAAUCCUAGACCUAAUACAAGUCUUCGUUGAAACUUUAGACAAAUGCUUUGAGAAUGUGUGCGAGCUUGAUCUUAUUUUUCAUGUGGAUAAAGUUCAUUACAUACUUAAUGAGUUGGUGAUGGGUGGUAUGGUUCUCGAGACUAACAUGACUGAGAUUCUCACGAGGAUUGAGGAUCAGAAUAAGUUGGAAAAACAAGAGGCGGGAAUCACAGCAGCGCCCGCGCGUGCUGUCUCAGCGGUGAAGAACAUGAAUAUACCGCAACAAAUAAAGGAUAUGAAACUGCCUGACUUGCCGCAAGCUAUAAAAGACCUCAAAUUCUGACCAGCCGUCACAUCGUUGGCACCCAGCUGACUAGUCUCUUCUGUCAUCCCGAAUGUAACUGACACCACCGUCGCACCGAGGACACUUUUCCCCUCCCUUCAAGCAAGCGAGAAUGCACCAAUGCUGCCUGCUACCUCUGCGUAUAUCUCGUCUCAACGAUAUCAGAGUUAAAGAUCAUGGAUGAAGAUCAUUAUCUUUUUUGAGUCACGGUUCUUCCGGUAAGAAAAUACGAACUACGAGAGAAACUAAUUUCGAGGAAUUUCUAAACAAGAAAAGAAAUCGAAGA
Atta colombica is the source of this 1171-nucleotide messenger RNA. RefSeq names its product AP-3 complex subunit sigma-2 (gene or). Gene Ontology annotation, cellular component: intracellular membrane-bounded organelle; membrane coat; AP-3 adaptor complex. Bases 310 to 885 code for a protein of 191 amino acids. The transcript is spliced from 3 exons. NCBI's taxonomy places the organism in Eukaryota, Metazoa, Arthropoda, Insecta, Hymenoptera, Formicidae. The record is from RefSeq and is a predicted model, not a curated record. Gene Ontology annotation, biological process: Golgi to vacuole transport; intracellular protein transport.